GAGCAAUAGAAAAGUCAUAAAAUGAAGCGCGCUAUCAAUCACGGUGCAACAUUGUUAUUCAGCGGUUACUAAGAGAGAUUGAUAAUCCUUUGAUUUCCUCCCAUUGUUAUUACUCUGAUGUGUCUUCACAUUAACUAUUACACAUUUAUUUAUCGACCUGAAACAUACAACAACACGGAGGAUAUCUCAGUGUGGGACUAUCUAGCACGUAUGCUAUAGAGGCAGGAUGCACACACUUGCAGGAUCUGGAUAUUAUGCCACCUCAGUGUACCAUGUAGCUAACAAACAAAACAGGACUUGAAUAUUGUAACUUCAAAACGGCUCGUAUUAGUGCCCGGUUUUCCAAUCAUUUCCCUAUUCAGCUCAAAGACAUCACAGGCAUUGCUUAGCAGCCCUCACUCCACACACACCCACAGCCCUCAAGACCAUUAAAACCCAUCAGUCCAGCCAGACCGCCUGGCCCGUCUGGGGUUCACUGCGUAAAAACACACCGACACCCGUACAAAUAACACCCCAUCAUCCAGCCAGCCAGGGCUCUAGGGCUCUUGCAGCCAAGCAGCCUCCUCCCCAGGGGCGGGCUGUCUCCUUUGGCAUGUCUGCGACUGCAGGUCCCUUCUCACUUUGCUUCGGUUCUCGUCGCGCUACUUGUUACAACGUGGGGUUGCUUGGGGGAGGGGGGUUGCUCCCAGGGUUUUCACCCCAGACGGGGGCCCUUUUUUUCGCUGGCGUAAAAAUAAAAUAGAUUUAAAAGCAAAAUUAAAAACAAACAAACAAACUAACCAACCACACACCGCGAUUUGCUCUCCCACUAAAGUGGGGCCCGGCUCUGUCUCUGAGCCAAGCUAUUCCUGUGGUGCUGUGCAGGGACCGAGAUGCACCCAAGAGCCGGCCGUCUCUACAGCUGAAUUGAAUCAAUGUAACCAAGGAUCUGAACAGGGGAGAAAAGGGAACAAAACUGCCCUACAUCGCGGUCGGCCGCUUCCUUUGUCUCCUUGUUCAGUCACUGCCGAAACCCACCACAUCUGAGCUGCAAACAAAAUCACUCUUGCAUCUGCUCGCAUGCAGCAUUUACAAUGUUUUGUGUAAGUCAAUUGGGUGGCGAACAAAAAAAGCCAUUUGCGCUGUAUUAUUUAACACAGACUUCACUGGGCUCUCUUUUUGUGGAAGCUUUAUUUGCACUAAAUGAAUAAUCUUAAUUGCAUCACUAUUGAAUUAAAAAUCAAUGUUAAUCAAGUUGGAAGUAGUAAAUAUCAGUUUUCAUUGUGCCUGGGUAGAGGGUAUUUUUCUUGUUUUGCAAAUAAAAAUGCAAGUCAAAUAACUUUAAAAGGGCAUUAUGUUCUGCUACAAAUACAAUUGAAACGGAUUGUUUAGGAGCGGAUCAGAAAUGGUACAGAAUUUUGCACUUAAUUUCCUCAGUUAUCAUUUACAAUAAGAACCUCUUGGCUUGACAGCCAAGUCUAAACAGUAGUAAAUUAGUACAAAUUUAUACUGAUUUUACUCUAAUAAUCGUAAUAAAAGCUUAUAGAUUUGGCACUAAUUACAUAAAUGCCUAAUGAUCUUGAAAAUUACUCUGGUUAGAAAUAUAUUACUAAUCUAAACUUUGUUGUUGGCUGGCUUUGAAAAAUCAGAACAUUAGAAAUGGUUCGCUUCACUUGUGCAAAGCACUUUAAAUUGUUCAAGUAGUUUAGCAUAGUCAAGAGGAAAAUAAAAAGCAUUUAACUUUAUUUACCGCCUUAAACUGAGUUUGUGGCCAAGCUUAGAAACUUUAACCCAAAAUGUUGAAGGGCUUUUCAAUCUCAGUGCAAUGUUUUCUCUUUCACACAAACAUUUAGCCCUGGCGAGAAGCGCCUCCAGAUCACCUUUGGGGGAUGGGCGGACGGGACAUGGGAGAGCAAAACAGAGCGUGUGUAAGUUUCACUAGGAACUCGGAUCACUUUAUUCCUCGUUGUCUUUCAGCCCUCAAGAAUGGCGGGAAUAAACGAUUUACGCUGUAUUACAAAUGAUUAACUGGAGUUCUCCCACUACCCGCCACUGCCCCGCAAUGAUACUGAAACUCACAGCCGAGCUGCAGCGUGAAAGUUAACACACAAAGCAGAAGCCAACCCCAAACCGGGAGUGAGGAAACCCCCUGGUCCGGGACAGCCUGCUAGCCAGGCUCCCAAGCGGGGCCGUGCACGCUCCUUAGGCACAACCCUGCAUUGUGCUUGGGUUGGAAGGCGCCGCGAGACACCAGCUCAGGCCUUCGCACAGGGGCAGAUCUGAGCCGGGGCAGCGGUAAAGUCGCUCUGGCCAGGAGAAGGAACAGAAUUACAAACGGGCGGCGGGAGAAAAACAAGCGAGCGAGGGAGACACAGCGAGAAAGCCCAGCCCGACAGCCCCGGGCUGCGGCUGCUGCUGCUGCCGCCUGGGGGGAUGCGGGGCUGCUGGUGCUGAGGCUGCAGGCGGGCGGGCGGGCGGGCGGAGUGGGGACUCGCCGGGCUCGCUGACAUUUGCAGCCUGCCCUCCUGAUUGGUCCCUUCGCCGAGCUGCUCACGGGUUCAUUGAAGUGUUAAGCACCUCCCCGUCUCUCUAAAGGACAUUAUAAUGCAAGAGACCCCCUUUUUAACCACACACCGAAUUUUCUUUCAUUUAGGCGAUCUAUAUAUAUCUAUAUCUUAUAUCUAUUUUAAAUAACUUAAAACCGCUAAAAUUUGGGGGGGAACAGCCUUCGCCCUGGAGCGGUGCGCGAUGCUGUCUCACGCCGACCUCCUGGACGCCCGACUCGGAAUGAAAGAUGCAGCCGAGCUGCUGGGACACCGGGAGGCGGUGAAGUGCCGGCUGGGCGUAGGGGGCUCUGACCCGGGAGGGCACCCGGGAGACAUGGCUCCCAACUCGGACACGGUGGAAGGGGCCACCCUCCUGCCCGGGGAGGACAUCACCACGGUGGGCUCCAACCCGGCCUCCUUGGCAGUCAGCGCCAAAGACCCCGACAAGCAGCAGGGGCAGCCGGGCGGGCAGAACCCCAAUCAAACGGGACAGCAGCAGGGGCAGCAGAAACAGAAACGGCACCGGACCCGCUUCACCCCGGCGCAGCUUAACGAGCUGGAAAGGAGCUUCGCCAAGACCCAUUACCCAGACAUCUUCAUGAGGGAAGAGCUGGCCCUGAGGAUCGGCCUCACCGAGUCCCGGGUCCAGGUCUGGUUCCAGAACCGGCGGGCCAAGUGGAAGAAGCGCAAGAAGACCACGAACGUGUUCCGGGCGCCGGGCACGCUGCUGCCCACGCCGGGCCUGCCGCAGUUCCCCUCGGCCGCCGCGGCCGCCGCCGCCGCCAUGGGCGACAGCCUGUGCUCCUUCCACGCCAACGACACGCGCUGGGCCGCGGCCGCCAUGCCGGGCGUGUCGCAGCUGCCGCUGCCGCCGGCGCUGGGCCGCCAGCAGGCCAUGGCGCAGUCGCUGUCCCAGUGCAGCCUGGCGGCCGGGCCGCCUCCCAACUCCAUGGGCCUGUCCAACAGCCUGGCGGGCUCCAACGGCGCCGGCCUGCAGUCGCACCUCUACCAGCCCGCCUUCCCCGGCAUGGUGCCCGCCUCGCUGCCCGGCCCCAGCAACGUGACGGGCUCGCCGCAGCUCUGCAGCUCCCCGGACAGCAGCGACGUGUGGCGGGGAACCAGCAUCGCCUCCCUCCGCCGCAAAGCGCUGGAGCACACAGUCUCCAUGAGCUUCACCUAAUGGCAGCGCCGCCUGCCCCCCGCGCCCGGCCGCUGCCCUCACCCCCCCCCCCCCGCCGGAUCGCGUCCCUCUCCCCCCCCUCCCCGACUUACUUACCAGGGAGUCGACUCAGGAUCUGAAAUCAGACACCAAUGGACUGGUUUGUGGGCAGAGAAACACCCCCCGCCCUCCCCUCACACGCCCCCAGCCCCCAGGCCUGUGUUCCCGGGAGGAGACACAACAACCAGGGCCUUGUGUCUUCACAUCAACACACGAAAGGACUCAUUGGGCAUUUGGGAUCUCGUUUUAAUUUGUCCCUUGUCUCCCUUCCCCACCCACCCAGCCAUCUAUUGGGCUUUGCCAAGAGAUCCAUUUUGUUUUAAAGCACAACAAUAACAACCCCAACAACAAAUAUUGCAGGGCUUUUUGGUCAGAAAUUUUCCUAACGGGCAGCACUGGCUUUGGGGGGGCUGGGCAGAUUAAUGAAGUGAUGAGAGAUAUCAAGAGGAAAUUCAACCCAUUUUGAUAAAGGGUUUAUAAGUGAGAGCAAAAAUCAAAGUCAUGUUUCCUUUUGUAAAAAGUGGGGGGGGGGGAAGCACUUCCCUUUUCUGGAUCUUUGAUUUCUUGAUCGAUUUAGUUGCAAACCUGUCACCUUUUUUAUUUUUAUUUUGUUGCUAUUGUCUCUAUUGCAUCUUCUGCUGUUGCCACUGGCCCUUGCAACUCAGCGGCAAGGGCCUGGUGCACAUGGACAGUCUCUCUCGCCAACCCUGCCAAACUUUGUACAGAGAACACAAUCAGCUCUUUUCUGCAUGUGCGGGUCCAAUCCAAUCCCGGAGAACAGAUGCUCUUUGGAAGAAUGAACAAACAAUGUGAAAUAGGAUGUUUUGUGUAGAUAAAGCAUUCUUGUUACAUACUGGUCGGUUUGUGAUCUGUUUUAACUUAUUGUCUGUGCUUAUUUAUUGAAUUUUGGGUUUCUUAAUAAAUGUUUGAGCUAAUAUAAAGCAUAUUAUUUGACUUUUCCGGACAAGUUUAUAACAAGUUAAUGUAAAUGGAUAAAUAAAAUCAUUUUCAGUAUG
Molecule: messenger RNA, 4760 nt
Organism: Chrysemys picta bellii (western painted turtle)
Lineage: Eukaryota; Metazoa; Chordata; Testudines; Emydidae
Gene: OTP
Product: orthopedia homeobox
Biological process (GO): neuron differentiation; regulation of DNA-templated transcription
Molecular function (GO): DNA binding; DNA-binding transcription factor activity, RNA polymerase II-specific
Source: RefSeq, a predicted model, not a curated record